This is a messenger RNA of Scomber japonicus (chub mackerel), 2894 nucleotides long. RefSeq lists its product as uncharacterized. The record is from RefSeq and is a predicted model, not a curated record. NCBI's taxonomy places the organism in Eukaryota, Metazoa, Chordata, Actinopteri, Scombriformes, Scombridae. The transcript is spliced from 3 exons. The coding region runs from base 521 to 880 and encodes 119 amino acids.
UGAGGCUAUUAUUACAGCUAGUAGGGUUGAACUAAAUCUAAAUAAGUCUAAUCUUACUUGAGCUGUGAUAUGGAGGUUCUUAGCCUUUUAUAAAAGUAGCUAAGCGGACUUUCUGUAAUAUGUGCUGUUGACGGUUACUUAAGAGCAUCAUCAGCUAAGAAGGUUAUCUAGCAGAAACGUUAGCUAGCUCCGUCGAUAGCUUGCAUUCUACAUUUUAUCAAGUGGGGCUGGCUCGGUCACUAGCUAGCUUCUUAACGCCGGAUAGCUAACCAGUACAUAAAGUAUCCGCUUAGUUUAAUUACAUCAGAUUUCUUUCCUGAGAUAAUGGAUAACUUUAUCACAUAAUUGUUCAGUAUAAAUUGCUAGUCAGGCAAGGCUAGUUUGCUAGCUCAGUUGGUAGGCCAUCGAGUGUCAGGAAACAAGCUAAAAAAGCCGAUAACGUCAACUAGCCCGGUCCUCCAGUCUGGUCAGAAUAAAUACAAAGGAAAUUCUUCGAGAUUGAUGCCUUCAGUGUCAUCACAUGUUGACUGAAAACAGGAAGCGGCAGCGUGGUGGCCAUGAUGAGGAGAGCGGCCACCUGGUGCCCCAAGCCAAAAGGCAGAACAGAGCUCAUCCUCUCUCUCCUGAGCCAGGACGGGAUGCCUGGGACUCUGAGUCAUCCAACAGUGAGAGCAGCAGCAGCAUCAGCAGUCCAGAACAUGCGGCUGGGAGCUGCGGCAGUCGAUGUGCUGUGGGGCCCUGCAGUCCGCCCAGCUCAGCCGACUACUCCGAACUGGCCGGCCCUACAAACCUGGUGACCUACCUGCAGAUCAACCGCAUCCUGAAGGAAGCCCACUUCCAGAGUCUGCAUAGCCGAGGUCAGCUCACAGACACACGAUGACCUAAUCUCCCUCUGUCGGCCACCAGUCCCUGAAGCUCGUCAGAGCAUUACACGCUGAAUCACUUCACUCAGCUCUUCCUCACUCAUCUCCAGUUACUGUGAUAUCUCACAGCUCUGUUCUCUACAUAUCUGUGGAUGGAGACCAGUUCCUGGUCGUGUAUCUGGAGGGGGUUCAUCAUUCAAAUAAAUCAAAGUGAUAAUCAUUUUAGCAAUAAUACCUGUGUGAUCAACUCAAAACAUUUUUUUGUGAUCAACCUGUUUUUUAUCCAGUCUGGUUUACAUGCUGCUCGAAGAGCCUUUAUAGUGACUGAUUGGUAAUAAUGAUGAAUCCCUGUGUUUUGUUUCAAAUGUUGUAUGAAAAUAGUACUACUGGAGCUGCAAAAAUGGCACCAAACACAAUUUUAGGCCGGUCAGAUGUGACUCGUUUAGUCUGCUAGUAGGUUACUUGGGUUGUAUCAUGCUGAAUCUGAUGUCUGUGUAGGUACAUGGACCAGUCUCAGGGAGGAUUUGCACUUGUCGAGGAUAAUGGCUCACUUGCUUUUAUAUUCAGACAGGGAUUCCUUUACGGGAGGUUGUAGAAGCCACAGGUGUUACAUUUUCUGUCCUGCCUCUGUUGUUUGUUUGUAGAAUGUCCCCAAAUCCAGAUUUCAAUUAGUGUAAAAGUGAAACCAUGGAAGAAGUCAUUUGGUUUUGGUGCAGAGGAGGAAUUUUAAGGUUUUUUAACACUGCAAAAAUGCAACUUUGAACACAAUUUCUCAUGAACUACUGCACUUAUUUAAACAAUUUGGCACAUCCCUCAUUCAAACAUCAGCACAGUGAGAUGCUGAUCUAGUUCCAAAUAUUUUCUGAACAUAUUAUUAUUAUUAUUAUUAUUAUUAUUAUUAUUAAGAUAUUGUGCAGCCUUUUCAAUGGUACACACAUUUUUUAUGCUUUAUUUUCUCUGAUUGUGGAGUAAGUAUUUCAUGAUGUUGAUAAAAAUAAUCUCUCGUUUUCCUGUGAUCACAGCAUCAAUUAUUUUAUUGUUUUUAUUUCCAUAAUAACCAUGUAGAUUGGGAUAUCGUGAUCAUCUAUAAUCAGUAAGGUUGCCAAAUAUAGCAGGUCAUAUUUGAUAUCAUAAGUUGACACCAUGUGUUAUGUGUUAAGCUAAUGCAACUACACUACUGCUAAUAUCGCUGUAAUAUUCCCCUACAGGGAGUGAUGGUGCACCUGUGGCAGUAAGCUACAAUGUAAUGACCUUGGACGUAAGCAAUAUCACGGGUGGAUUGCCUCAUGUAUUUGGAUUAUAGAUGAUUACUACAUCUUGCACACUUUUUCUAAUAAUCGUGUGAAAGAUCAGAAUUUCCCCCCCCCCAAAGUUGAUCAUGAGAGAACAAAGAUUAAUAUGUUGAGAUCAUGAAAUAAUUUCAUCAUGAGAGCAGGUCAGCCAUUUAAAAAUGUUCUUAUGAUGACAAAGAGAAAACAAAACAGUAGAUAUAACCAUAGUCUCUACAACCUUCCAUACUUCUUAGACUUUCUCUUUUUUGGUUUUGGUUUUGUUUGUUUUUUGCUAUGGAGGGCUGUUUGAAGUAGCAUUUAAGCACAUAGGGAAAUGUAAUUAUUUCUGUCCAGAGAGGGUUACAGUCUUAAGGAACAAAAAUACAUUCCCCUGGCUUGGUUUGUAAUAUUACUAGAGCCACUAAAAUGCUGUUAUUGCAGACCGGCCUCUCUGCCUGUGCACUACUAUCGAUGGUUUCUGUACAAGUGUCCCUGUGCACUGAACAUCCAGGUACAAGCACUGACCGUGAGGUUGUGCAUCUCUCCUUUUUCUUAAAGUGGGAUUGGUUUCACUGCUGAACCCGUAACCCAGGAGAAAGCUCAGCUUUUAUUUUCCUUCUUCUUUUCUUUUUUUCCAGAAUGGUGUGUCAGAAAUGAAAGCAUUUUGAAGAUGUGGUUUAUUUUUUUCAAUUAUAUAUUUUUUGUAUUUAGUAAUGUACAUGACAUUAACAUGCCAUUGAUCUUUUUUGUUCUUGUAAAU